Haliotis rubra (blacklip abalone) is the source of this 2021-nucleotide messenger RNA. RefSeq names its product sodium/hydrogen exchanger 8-like. Bases 357 to 1982 code for a protein of 541 amino acids. The transcript has 14 exons. The record is from RefSeq and is a predicted model, not a curated record. NCBI's taxonomy places the organism in Eukaryota, Metazoa, Mollusca, Gastropoda, Lepetellida, Haliotidae. Gene Ontology annotation, cellular component: membrane; Golgi apparatus. Gene Ontology annotation, molecular function: sodium:proton antiporter activity. Gene Ontology annotation, biological process: regulation of pH; sodium ion transport; proton transmembrane transport.
GUGACCUUUAAAUGUUGCUUAUUAGGAAGAAGAGCAGCUGUACUUGGCACCUUCCACCACAAGAACGAGAUUCUUCCUUAGCUUUAGUUUCAACGUCGGUUAGAAAUGGGGCUGAGGAUAGUGCUGGAGCUGUUCUGAAAGUAUCAUAACUGGUCAAUGCUGUAACUGGGACUGACACGCGUGACAUCUUGGAAUGAAACAGAGGCUCCAGAAUUUGACAACUUCCGCUUCGUGUCGGCACGCGACUGUGAGUUAGUACGAAGUGGAAUAAGAUAUGAAUUUGGCAAUGACAGCUGGUGAAUAACUAACGAUAAUAGUGUACGUCUUUGGAAAGUUGAUGUACAUCUACAGUUGCGAUGCAAUAUAAACCAUUCUUAGCCGCUUUCGUGGCUGUACUGGUGAUGUAUCUAGCUGAUACCAUCAGCCCACAAGAUGAGAGAGGCACAGAACAGCAAAGGAGAGAGUCCCAUAGGGCCAAACGAGCCAUCGCACCGCCCCAACCCGCACCAUUCACUACACUGACCCCAGCUCCUGUAACAGUAGCGGAGGUGAACACUACGGCAAAUGGCACCAAUGGAACUGCUUUGAAUCUCACAACAUCGACAACACCUUUGCCGAAAAGUACCGAGCCGUCCCCUGAGGGGGACCUACCCAAGAAAGGGGCAGCGGAGGAGGAACACAGUAGCAGUCUCACCAUCUUCUUUGUGCUGCUCAUCGUGGCCAUCAGUAUUCUGCUGACCCACAUGCUGAUCCAGACCAAGUUCUACUACCUGCCUGAGAGCAUCGCUAUUGUCCUUGUUGGUGCCUUGAUUGGUCUCAUCCUCAAACUUUUCCAUUUUGGAAAUUGGAAGAAUGAAGAAGCCUUCAGCCCAACCAUCUUUUUCAUCGUGCUUCUACCACCCAUCAUCUUUGAAUCUGGCUACAACUUACAUAAGGGUAAUUUCUUCCAGAAUAUUGGUUCCAUCCUGGUGUUUGCUGUGUUUGGAACAGCGAUAUCGGCUGUCAUUGUUGGAGGGGGCAUCUACCUUCUGGGACAGGCAGAUGUGGCGUUCAAGUUGGACAUCAUCGAGAGUUUUGCGUUUGGGUCCCUGAUCUCGGCUGUGGACCCGGUGGCUACCCUUGCUAUCUUCCAUGCCCUGGAUGUGGACCCCAUUCUGUACAUGCUGGUGUUUGGCGAGAGUGUGCUCAAUGAUGCAGUUUCCAUCGUGCUGACAACCACUAUCGUAGAAUUCGCGGCCCCUGGUACGGUGGUGACCAGCGGGGCGGCUGCCUUCUUCCAAGCUGUCGGCAGAUUCUGUCUCAUGUUCUUUGCAUCGUCUGCCAUUGGGGUGGCAUGUGGCCUUGUCAGUGCAAUGUUACUCAAGUUUGUUGAUCUACACAAGACGCCCUCCUUGGAGUUUGGGAUGAUGUUUAUAUUUUCUUAUUUGCCAUAUGGCUUGGCCGAGGGCAUCCAUCUAUCAGGUAUCAUGGCCAUCUUGUUCUGUGGAAUUGUCAUGUCACACUACACCCAUAACAACCUGUCAGCCGUCACGCAGAUCACCGUGCAGCAGACAUUCCGUACCAUAGCCUUUAUAGCAGAAACGUGUGUGUUUGCCUAUCUUGGGUUAGCCAUUUUCAGUUUUAAAGUCAACGUGAAGCCAGCAUUUGUCAUAUGGAGUAUAGUAUUGAUAUUGGUGGGAAGAGCUUUCAAUAUUUUUCCACUGUCUUUCCUUGUUAACUUCUUCCGUGAGCACAAGAUCACACGCAAGAUGCAGUUCAUUAUGUGGUUCAGUGGUCUGAGGGGUGCCAUUGCCUUUGCCCUGAGCCUCCAUCUGGACUUUGAGGGUGAAAAACGUUAUGUCCUGGUGACUACAACCCUCAUCAUUGUCUUGUUUACGAUCAUGUUCCUAGGGGGCGCCACCAUGCCACUGAUGAAGGUGAGUUGUUACUCAUCACGUGACAUGGGUGUUGUGGAGGUAGCAUGUAUGUUACUCAUCACAUGACAUGGGUGUUGUGCAGGUAGCAUGUAUGUUACUCAUCAC